AUGUUAGCCAAACGUUUAGUAGGUCAACUAAGUGCAUCCAAUAAUGAUGAAGAAUCAAUGAUUUCAAAAUUAAAACAAGCAUGUGGUGUUGCAUAUACUUCGAAAUUACAACGAAUGUUUCAAGAUAUUGGUGUUAGUAAAAAUUUAAUUGAUCAAUACCGAACAUAUUGUGAAAACAAUAAACUCGAUGAUAUUGUUGAUUUUUCUGUAAUGGUUCUCAGUUCCAAUUCAUGGCCAUUUUCUACGCUACUAAAUGUUGUUUUACCAAUUGAACUUAAGAGAACAUUUGAGAGUUUCACUAAAUAUUAUACUCAGCAACAUAAUGGUCGUACGUUAAUAUGGCUUUAUCAACAUUCACAAGGAGAUUUACAAACAUUGUAUACAAAACAAAAAACAUACUCUAAAUUUUUACUUUUAUUUAAUAAACUUUCAAGUUGGACAGUUGAACGAAUGCAAGAUGAAACACAAAUCAAAGUUGAUUUAUUCUUGCAAGUUCUUUGUGGUUUAUUAAAAAGUAAAUUGAUUACGUGUCCAGAAAUUAAUGAUGGUGAACUUGACAAAGAUUUGAAAGAAACUGAUAUUAAAAUGAGUUCUAAUAUUCAGAUAGCUGAUGAUUUUAAAAGGUCAGUAUGUUCUACUAAUCAUUUGAUUAAGAAUUUAUAA
Molecule: messenger RNA, 663 nt
Organism: Rotaria sp. Silwood2
Lineage: Eukaryota; Metazoa; Rotifera; Eurotatoria; Philodinida; Philodinidae
Source: the annotation of a GenBank genome assembly